GAUGACCAGAAAUUUGAAUGUUCACGAACAUCUUAUUUAGUAGAAAUAGGAGCGAUGAAAACUUUGAUUCUACAUCUUUCCAAAGCUUUUUCGCUUAUGUUACACACACUGGUGCCACUGCUUAAUACUUUUAAAGAAUUGGGCCAUAAUGGCAUUUCCUGAAUCGAUGAUUUAACUUGGUGUAUCAACAAAGAAAUUUUGUUUCUCCUAUGUAGCGAAAAUUUACAUGUGAACUGCAAUUUCCAUAUCUCGUCAGCUCUAAAUAUUUUCAGUACACGAGUUCACUUUAUACUAGUAGAAAUCGUGGUCUUGAUAUUUCCAUAAUGUUUAUUGUCCAAUUCAAAUACAAUUCCUUCCGAGGCUUCGUUAGUAGGUCCGGUCACAUACUAAUUGCAUCAAUAUCAAUUGUUCCAUUGUUUAAUCUAAAAUAUUGACGAGUGUCGUUCGACCAUUUUGUGUAAAAUUUGUGUUCACUGUUUACUCGCUUUGAAAUCCUUGUGUAACUUUUCGGAAUGGAAAUUGUUCGUGAAAAUAGCGACGAUCAACAGCAGCAAAAUGAUGCGGAGAAUGAGGAAACAAGCGAUGCUGAACAGAACGAGGAUGAUUUUACUUACGAAGACGAGGAAGCCACAAAAAAGAGAAGUCCCUUGUGGCAGCAUUUUUCUGUGGUUAUCGACCAAUAUGGAAAACGAUUCGCUAAAUGCAAUCAUUGUGCCAAGCUCCGGAAAUAUCUGAUCUCCGGCAAGAGUAACGGAGGCACUGGAAAUAUGGGACGGCACCUGAGAAAUAAACAUCCUAGCAUAGUUUUGGUAGAAACUCUGAAUGAGGAAGGGCCUUUCGUGUUCUCCCAACAAAAAUUUCGCAAAGCGCUCAUGAAGUGGGUGGUAAUUUGUGACCAGCCCUCCACUGCAGCCGGGGAGCCUGCUUUCAUUGAAUUGGUUGAUUCAUUGGACCCAGACGCCCAUAUCAUAUCCGACAAGACCAUCAAAGCUGACGAAUUAGCUGAAUAUCUGCUGAAAUUCGACGAAUUGAAAAAGUCAUUAGUCAGGUUCCGGGAAAGAUAUCCAUGACCAUGGAUGGUUGGACGUCGAAGAAUUC
Molecule: messenger RNA, 1098 nt
Organism: Bradysia coprophila
Lineage: Eukaryota; Metazoa; Arthropoda; Insecta; Diptera; Sciaridae
Product: zinc finger BED domain-containing protein RICESLEEPER 4-like
Source: RefSeq, a predicted model, not a curated record